This is a messenger RNA of Papaver somniferum (opium poppy), 1097 nucleotides long. Its product is annotated as guanine nucleotide-binding protein subunit gamma 1-like. The coding region runs from base 517 to 837 and encodes 106 amino acids. Lineage: Eukaryota; Viridiplantae; Streptophyta; Magnoliopsida; Ranunculales; Papaveraceae. Gene Ontology annotation, biological process: G protein-coupled receptor signaling pathway. The record is from RefSeq and is a predicted model, not a curated record. The transcript is spliced from 4 exons.
ACUCUUUUCUCUCACUCACGAUUGCGGAGCCAAAAAGUAGAAAGAAUACAAAAUAAUACAGUGAGUACUUACUGACUGACUGAUUCCUGUAUACCACCAUCAACAACAACACAGAAGCUAGUAAAAGAGAUAGUUCUUUUUUGUUUCUCUCAAGAGAAAAAACUCCUUUUCUGAGUUUUUAACAGAAUAAAAAGGGGUUUCCUUUCUGCUGUUUUAAUCAAUCAAAACUCAAAGCAAUUAACAAACCCAAACCCAAUUUAUCUUUUUUAUUAACUCUUCUCAGAUCCACUCAGAGAGUUUUGGGUAUUAAUAAAUAAAUAAUGGAAAGAAGUGUACUUGGAAGAAGAACCGAAGGAGAAUAACGAGAACCAGAAGACUAUGACAAUUUCUGGGUUCUCUGUACUUUACAGUUGUUUUUAUUGAUUGAAUGGUUUUUUAGUUGUUGUAAAGAGAUAUAGAGAGUGCUUUUUAUUCUGAUUUCAUACUACAGAAAAAAGUUGUUAGAGAGAAGAAGGUAUGGAGAUGGAGAGAAGAGGUAUGGAGAUGGAUAGUGAGAACCACCAGGUUGGGUCUGUAUUUACAGGUGAUACUAGAGGAAAACAUAGGAUUCUUGCUGAACUUAAAAGACUUGAACAAGAAACUCGAUCUUUGGAGGAAGAACUGGAAGAACUCGAGAAAACAGAGAAAGUCUCUGCAGCAUGCAGGGAAUUGUUGCUUAGCGUAGACGCUAGACCAGACCCACUUCUCCCAGAAACGCAUGGCCCAGCAAAUCCAUUCUGGGAUAGGUGGUUUGAAGGACCUCCAAACUCACAAGGUUGUAGAUGCUGGGUACUCUGAAUCACAUUCUUCUGGAGAUUUUAAAUCCCAUUCUGGGUACUCUGAAUCACAUUCUUCUGGAGAUUUUAAAUCCCAUUCUCCGUCUAUUAGCCUAUAUAGGCUCAAAGGAUUGUUUUUCCUGGUCUUUUUUUUUUCCUCUUUUUCCUUUCCCGAUAUUUGGGAGUGAAAGAUUGUUUAUUGAGGCAUGUGUAGGGUUUGAUACAUUCGUAAAUAUGAAGUGUAAUGCCAUUGUGAUUUAUGCACAAAGAUGAAGAAUUUUU